This is a messenger RNA of Miscanthus lutarioriparius, 627 nucleotides long. The record is from the annotation of a GenBank genome assembly. Lineage: Eukaryota; Viridiplantae; Streptophyta; Magnoliopsida; Poales; Poaceae.
AUGGCGAGGGGUGGCGCGUGGGCCGCGGCGGCGGCGGUGUGGUGGAUGGCGGCGGGGGCCGGGGCGGUGUGGCUGGAGAUUGCGCCGUCAGGGACUAAGUGUGUGUCGGAGGAGAUCCAAUCCAACGUUGUCGUCAUCGGCGACUACUCCGUCCUCUACGAUCACCACCACGCCCACCCUACCAUCGCCGUCAAGGUUACAUCCCCUUUUGGAGACGUUGUUCAUAAGAAAGAAAAGGUUUCAAUGGAGCAAUUUGCAUUUACCACAGCAGAAGCAGGGAACUACCUUGCCUGCUUCUCGAUUGAUGGUGAGGACAGAGGGUUAGUGGUGAAACUAAAUCUUGAUUGGAAAAUUGGGAUAGCUACUAGAGACUGGGAUUCUGUUGCUAAAAAGGAAAAGAUCGAGGGAGUUGAACUGGAGUUACUAAAGCUUGAAGUUGCUGUCCAAUCAAUCCAUGAGAACCUGCUUCUUCUAAAAUCCAAAGAAGCUAACAUGAGGGAUGUUAGUGAAAAGACGAAUUCUAGGGUCACGUGGUUGAGCAUGCUCUCUCUUAGUGUUUGCAUUGCAGUCUCUGUUUUACAGUUGUGGCAUCUACAGCAGUACUUCCGAAAGAAGAAGCUCAUCUAA